Zalophus californianus (California sea lion) is the source of this 672-nucleotide messenger RNA. RefSeq names its product proline rich acidic protein 1 (gene PRAP1). The transcript is spliced from 5 exons. The record is from RefSeq and is a predicted model, not a curated record. NCBI's taxonomy places the organism in Eukaryota, Metazoa, Chordata, Mammalia, Carnivora, Otariidae. Bases 139 to 609 code for a protein of 156 amino acids.
GUACGCCCACAUGGGGCCAUAAAACCCCGAGGAACCUGGGUGGGGAAGAGCAGGGCCAGGUGUCUGAGUCACUGUGUGCUUGGAUCUGGAACUACGGGUCCCUGAGAGCACCGUCUACGCUGAGAAGGGGACCCCAUCAUGAGGAGGCUCCUCCUGGUCACCAGCCUGGCGGCUCUGCUGCUGGAGGAGGCAGGCUCGGCUUUCCUGCCCCAGGUCCUCAUCAAGACCAAAGGCCACGUCGGGGCCCCUGAGCGGGACACAGAGGAGGCCUGGGGCACCCGAAUGGUGGAAACUCUGAGAAAGGACAACCAGCUCACGGGGCUGCUGGUGGCACCAAAGCCUGCGGCUGCCACAUGGGAGAAACCACAAGGUCAAGGCACCAAGGCCCAGGCAGGAACCGAGGACACCCUGGGCCAUGUUCCAAGCCCCAGGUGGGACCCUGAGCCGGACCGUGAUGACCUGUACCACCCACCGCCCGAGGAGGCCCAGGAGGUCCAGGAUGAGGCAGGGCUCUGGUCCUGGGCGCUGUCACUUCCCCAGGUGCUUCAAGGGCCAGAGGAGGAUCGAGACCACAUCUACCAUCCCAGAGGGGAUUCCUGGGGCCCCUGACCCCUCCCCAACUGGAAAAAUAAACCUCACAGAGGCGGAGGCCACAUGUGUCUUCAGGAACAG